Molecule: messenger RNA, 336 nt
Organism: Suncus etruscus (white-toothed pygmy shrew)
Lineage: Eukaryota; Metazoa; Chordata; Mammalia; Eulipotyphla; Soricidae
Product: DNA-directed RNA polymerase III subunit RPC9-like
Biological process (GO): transcription initiation at RNA polymerase III promoter
Cellular component (GO): RNA polymerase III complex
Molecular function (GO): nucleotide binding
Source: RefSeq, a predicted model, not a curated record
AUGGAAACAUUGCCAACUCAGUUUACAUCCCGUAAAGAAAAGAACUUUAAAUACAUGUCAAAAACAUUAGGAAGGCACCAGAGUCCUGAGAUUGUCACAGAAUUUCUCAUAGCAAUGAAAAAUCACAAGUUAACCAAAACUGAAAAACCUCAGCUGCUCAUUCACAGGCCUGUAACUUCAAUGAAAAUCCAGCUGAUGGUGGGUGAAGAAAGGACCACAGAGGAAUAGAUUGAAGCUCUCUUUCAUACUUUCAUAAGCAUCAUGCCUGUAGCACUAGAGGUCGAGCAGAAAAGUACCAACAGUGACAUUACAGCAGAUGAAGAGGACCAAGUGUAG